AGUCACCUGGAUUCAACUGACUUUGUGAACGGUUAGCGUUUCGAAAAGCGGCCACAGACAUGACGCUUCAUCACGUGACCACGUGUGCCCUUCUCAUUGGUCUAGCCGUCUCGGCGGUCCCGAACCUAUGCCCUCAGCUCUCGGCUAUAAACCCCAAGCCAGCGACGCUCCUGUACAGUAACCCUGAAAGCUGUGGCUCCUACUUCGUGUGCGUCCAUGGCAACGCCAUCUUGAUGCCGUGUCCGCAGGGGACGCACUUUAACGAAAAGUACAGUACGUGUGUAAAACAGGGCUCGCUGCUUGAUACUUGCACAUCUAAAAUUGACGUCUGUUCAGGGGGCGCCACCCUAGUGCCCCACCCCCAGGCGUGCCAGCGAUACUUCAACUGCUCGGACAACUCAUCACGUGACGGCUCCCCCCUCAAGCCAUACGAGGACGAGUGCCCCUACCCCCAGCUGUUUGAUGUGGGGGAGAAGAGGUGCAAGCCAUACAACACAGCGAUCUGUGGGGCGUCACGAGUACCAGCUAAAGAUCCAUGUGGCUACUUGAAAAACCACUGCUCUGGUAUUUAUUGUGAAGCCUGCAUUAGCAGAUUCCCUUCUUGUGUGGGCCAUCGAAAUGGCAUCUAUGUCCACCCAUUGAAAAAAUGGACGCCCUACUACAUCCGGUGUACCAACGAACGGACUGAGGUCCUCCAAUGUGACUCGCACCCAUCCGGUAGUCGAGGUUUCUUCUCUCCCCUGAAAAAAGAGUGCGUCUCCAUCUGGGAGGUGUCGCCUGACCUGGGGCUGGGCUACGGCCUGGCGCCCACCUGUACAGGUAAACUACCCGGCCAGUACCGGACCGAGGAAAACGCUGUCGUGUACUACACCUGUCCUGGUGCCGAGGUCUUCUACUGCACCAACGGCACCGUCUUCAACGAGGUCACCGCGCAAUGCGAGGCUGUUCCAUCGUUUGAAAACCUCCCACCGGACGUCUGUUCAGGUGGCGCCGAUCUUGUGCCCCACCCGCGGGCGUGCCACCAGUUCUAUAACUGCUCGGACACCUCAUCACGUGACAACUCCCUUCUGGAGCCCCACCAAGACGAAUGCCCGUACCCUCAGCUGUUUGAUGUUGUGGAGAAGCGAUGCAAGCCCUACAGCGCUACACACUGUGGCGCUUCGCGGAAAAACGUCAAAGACCCAUGCGAGUAUCUAAAAAACCACUGUGUGGGGACGUACUGCAACCCUUGCCCAGUGAACUACCCGUCUUGUGUUGGUCUAUCAGACGGUAUCUAUGCCCACCCAUUGAAACAAUGGUCGCCUUACUACAUCCGGUGUACAUUCCAACGAACUGAGGUCCUCCAAUGUGACGUGCACCCAUCCGGAAGUCGAGGUUUCUUCUCUCCCCUGAAAAAAGAGUGCGUCUCCAUCUGGGAGGUGUCGCCUGACCUCGGGCUGGGCUACGGCCUGGCGCCCACCUGUACAGGUAAACUACCCGGCCAGUACCGGACCGAUGAAAACGCUGUCGUGUACUACACCUGUCCUGGUGCCGAGGUCUUCUACUGCACCAACGGCACCGUCUUCAGUGAGGUCGCCGGGAAAUGUGAGGCAGAAGUUAAUAAAAAUAUUAAUCAAUAAAAAUUUUAAAAAUACAUGUUUUAAAAUAUGUUGUUUAAUACUAUCAAAAUGUGUAUGCAAUUAGCUUAAAUUUACUAAAAUAAAGAAAACAAGCUGACCCGCGCCGUAAGAAUACGCA
Molecule: messenger RNA, 1737 nt
Organism: Physella acuta
Lineage: Eukaryota; Metazoa; Mollusca; Gastropoda; Physidae
Cellular component (GO): extracellular region
Molecular function (GO): chitin binding
Source: RefSeq, a predicted model, not a curated record